Messenger RNA from Symbiodinium pilosum, 280 nucleotides. Lineage: Eukaryota; Dinophyceae; Suessiales; Symbiodiniaceae. The record is from the annotation of a GenBank genome assembly.
GCAAUUUGGUUUUUCCCUAUACCGCCUCUCUGGCAUGAUCAAUGCCAUGUUUGUCCAUCGCGAUGUGGCGCCAUUGCUUGGCGGAGCUGAGGUUGAUGAGGUCUUCUGCUUCAACAACGUGUGGCAGGACCACUCAGUAAUCCGCUACCUCCACUGGGAGCUCAUUCACGACUGGCGGACUGGAUCCGUUGAUGACGCGCUGCAUCACGCCUGGAACAACUUCACCUGCUUAGACUGGAUCUUCAACCUCUCGCACAUCCCCUUCAUGCUGGCGGUCUGA